GUCCUGCGAUCCCUGCAUAAUUCAGGUGGGCCGUAAGUGGUAAUUUCACUACAGUUAAAGGCGUGUUUUUAUGCCUUAUACCUUUUGUAUAGUUACGAAAAUUGUCAAAUUUAUUUCAAAGGAUUAAGGAACUGAUGUUGAGGAUAGACUAAAAUUAAAUGUUUAAUAAUCUAUGAUUAAGACAGAGUACCUCUGUAACUGUUAUGACAAGAAGGUGGUUCUUGAAAUAUGGUUCUGCCAAAAUGAACAUCUUCAAGCUGAGGGGUCUCCAUUACAGGCACCUCUCUACUAUCACCUAUACUCCUCCACACCUUUCUCUCCUAGCCGACCAAUGCACUUCAAUUCACCAACUCAAACAAAUCCAUGCCCAAAUGAUCACCACAGCCCGUAUCCACGACAAUUUUGCCGCCAGUCGCUUACUAUCCUUCUGUGCUCUCUCAGAAUCAGGCAGUCUUUCUUAUGCCUUAAGACUUUUCGACAGUAUCAAUGAACCCAAUUCAUUCAUGUGGAACACUCUCAUUAGAGCUCAAGCUGGUAACUCAAAUCCUCAACAAGCUUUGUUUCUUUAUGUAAAGAUGCGAAGGCUUUGUGUUACUCCUGGUAAACAUACAUUCCCUUUUGUACUUAAAGCUUGUUCGAAUGUAAUGUGUGUUUAUGUUAGUAGACAAGUGCAUUGUCAUGCUAUUAGAUAUGGGUUGGAUUCAGAUUUGCAUGUUGGUAAUGGUUUGAUCAGGGCGUAUACUGUUUGUCGUGUGUUAGAGGAUGCACGAAAGGUGUUUGAUGAAAUCCCUGAGAGAAAUUUGAGUAUUUGGACGACGAUGAUUUGUGGGUUUGCUCAGAAUGAUAAAUAUAGUGACGCUAUUGGGUUGUUUGAGCGUAUGGUUGGGGAUGGAAUGGCGCCCAAUGGAGCUACAUUGGCUUCGGUGUUGUCAGCUUGUGCCCAGUCGGGUAGUUUGCAAUUAGGAGAACAGAUUCGCGUAUAUAUGGAAGAAAACGGGAUAGAAUUAGGAGUGAUUCUUGGCACGGCGUUGGUGAACAUGUAUGCAAAGAACGGUGCUAUAGUCGAAGCAGAGAAGUGUUUUAGUGGUAUGAGAGAAAGGAACAUCGCGACUUGGAACGCGAUGAUUUGUGGGUUAGCUGCUCAUGGACAUGCAAAAGAAGCAAUUAACUUCUUUAAGAAGCUAAAACAAGAAAAAGUGAAGCCAAAUGACAUUACAUUGGUUGGGGUUCUAUCAGCAUGCUGCCAUGCUGGAUUGUUUGAUUAUGGGGAAGAAAUAUUUCACUCCAUGGAAGAGUUGUACGGUAUAGAGCCUAAGAUUGAGCAUUAUGGAUGCAUGGUUGACAUUCUUGGGCGUAAUGGGAAACUGAUAGAAGCUGAGGAGAUCAUAAGAGGAAUGAUUUGGAAGGCUGACGUGGUUAUCUGGGGAUCCUUAUUAAAUGCAUGUCAGAGCCAUGGAGACAUAGAUAUUGCAGAACGAGUUGUGAAAGAAAUUCUGCUUUUGAAUCCAAAUAGUCAUGGAGUUUAUGUUGUCUUAUCUAAUAUGUAUGCAGAGACUGGAAGAUGGGAGGAUGUGGUAAAAUUAAGGAAGCAGAUGAAGCAAGGAAGCUUAAAGAAAACGCCUGGUUGGAGCCUUGUCAAUGCUACAUGACUUUGCUAUCAUUAUUUGUAAAAUCUUUGUCAUCAACGAUCACGAGGAAGAUUUUAAUUUCUUUUAAGGAGAUCACACUUUCAAAUUUCAUGACAAUUGCAUUUCGAGACGUGAAUGCAAUCUCAUUUUUGAGAAAUAAAUCCAUCGGACUUGUUUCUUUAGGUGGACA
Molecule: messenger RNA, 1818 nt
Organism: Lycium ferocissimum
Lineage: Eukaryota; Viridiplantae; Streptophyta; Magnoliopsida; Solanales; Solanaceae
Product: pentatricopeptide repeat-containing protein At5g56310-like
Exons: 1
Coding region: 204-1649 (481 amino acids)
Biological process (GO): RNA modification
Molecular function (GO): protein binding; RNA binding
Source: RefSeq, a predicted model, not a curated record